GGUGAGUUUCCCCCAUUAUGGCGGAAGGACCAGCCGUGCGGAUGGACCGUCUCUCCCACUCUGAUGCUUGUUUUGUGUCUUGAGGGAGGGGUUUUAUUUUUGUUUUUUAAACAUUUCCCCGCAACAGCCUGGUGUCUUUUCAACUAGACUUUACUCGUGUUUCUUCGCGAAGUCAUGGCGGACCGCAGCGUGGAUUUGUCCGCCCUGCCAAAGGAGGUUAGAGACCAGUUGGCGGAGUUGGAUCUGGAGCUGUCUGAAGGUGACAUCACACAGAAGGGCUAUGAGAAGAAGAGAGCCAAGCUGCUGGCCUCCUACAUCCCCCAUUUGCCAAAUGCAGAUCUUUCUCUGCCAGAUGUACAGCUUUCCCCAAGCCACAGUGCCGACCCCAGCCCAAGUCCUGAGGCCCCAGGCCCCUCCACGUCUUCAGCCUCUAGACACCAUCGUGCACACCGCAGUGGAGGGGCCAGGGAUGAGCGCUAUAGAUCAGACAUUCACACAGAAGCUGUACAGGCAGCUCUGGCCAAACACAAAGAAGAGAAGAUGGCACUGCCUAUGCCAACCAAAAGACGCUCAGCCUUUGUCCAAUCUCCCACAGAUACCUGCACACCUCCAGACACAUCCUCUGCAUCAGAGGAUGAGGGCUCACUGCGCAGAAAGGCAGCUCUCAGUGCAGUGCUUGCCCAGAGCCUGCAGAGCCCCGAUUAUUGGAUCAAUCGCUCCGUCCAAAGCUCUUCCACAUCCUCAUCUGCUUCCUCCACCCUCUCCCAUGGAGAGCCCAAGACUCAGCCUCAGCCACAGCCUCCACCUGCUGCUUCUGUGUUAGCAGAUGUACUGGCCCACACACGCAUAGAAAACAGUGUCCCGCCAGAUGUGACAUCCUCCACUCCUCAGGAGAGAGGAUCAAGAGUGGACCUUCCCCCAGCAGUCAGGGGCAUGAGCCGUGGACAGAGCCGCUCCAGCAUGCUGGAUACUGCUGACGGAAAAAGAAAAGGAGUCCCUGUCAGCAGCAGGGUGUCCACUAAGAUCCAGCAGCUGUUGAACACACUCAAACGGCCUAAAAGACCUCCACUUAGCGAGUUCUUCCUCGAUGACUCUGAGGAGAUUGUAGAAGUUCCCCGGGCCGAUCCCAACACCCCCAAACCCGAAGGACGACAGAUCAUCCCAGUAAAGGGGGAGCCUCUUGGAGUGGUCAGUAACUGGCCUCCUGCCCUGCAGGCUGCCCUCGCCCGUUGGGGGGCCACCCAGGCAAAGAGCCCUGCUCUCACAGCCCUGGACAUCACUGGCAAACCCCUCUACACACUCACAUAUGGAAAACUAUGGAGUCGCAGUCUGAAGCUAGCUUAUACACUUCUAAAUAAAUUGGGCACCAAGACAGAACCUGUCCUACAACCUGGAGAUCGAGUGGCGUUGGUGUAUCCAAACAGUGAUCCUGGCAUGUUCUGGGUAGCCUUCUAUGGCUGUCUGUUAGCUGAGGUUAUCCCUGUGCCCAUUGAGGUGCCGCUGUCACGACAGGAUGCAGGCAGCCAGCAGAUUGGCUUCCUAUUGGGCAGCUGCGGUGUGAGUUUGGCCCUGACCAGUGAGGUUUGCCUUAAAGGGCUGCCAAAGACACCAAAUGGAGAGAUCAUCCAGUUUAAAGGAUGGCCGAGGAUGAAAUGGGUUGUGACAGACACCAAGUACCUGACCAAGCCAUCCAAAGACUGGCAGCCUCACAUCCCCACUGCCAACACAGACACUGCCUACAUAGAGUACAAAGCAAGUAAGGAGGGAACAGUGAUGGGAGUUGCUGUGUCCAAGAUCUCCAUGCUGACCCACUGUCAAGCCCUGACUCAGGCCUGUAACUACUGUGAAGGGGAGACAUUGGUCAAUGUGUUGGACUGCAAGAAGGAUAUGGGCUUGUGGCAUGGUGUCCUAACAAGUAUUAUGAACAGAAUUCACACAAUCACUGUGCCAUAUUCUGUAAUGAAAGCCUGUCCCAUGUCCUGGGUGCAGAGGGUCCACAUUCACAAAGCACGUGUGGCCUUGGUGAAGUGCCGUGACCUCCACUGGGCUAUGAUGGCCCACAAGGAUCAGAAGGAUACCAACUUGUCUUCUAUACGUAUGCUUAUCGUAGCUGACGGAGCCAACCCUUGGUCUGUGUCGUCUUGCGAUGCCUUCCUAAAUGUGUUCCAGUCUCAUGGUCUGAAGCCUGAGGUCAUUUGUCCAUGUGCUACCUCUCCUGAGGCCCUGACUGUGGCCAUACGCAGGCCUGGUGCACGAGGAGCUCCACUACCUGCCAGAGCCAUCCUGUCCAUGGGGGGGUUGAGCCAUGGGGUAAUUAGGGUCAACACAGAAGACAAGAACUCUGCUCUCACUGUACAGGAUGUGGGCCACAUUAUGCCUGGAGCUCUGAUGUGCAUUGUGAAACCAGACGGGCCUCCACAGUUGUGCAAGACAGAUGAGAUUGGAGAGAUUGUUAUCAACUCGCGAGCUGGAGGCACCAUGUACUACGGUCUUCCGGGUGUCACCAAGAACACAUUUGAGGUGAUUCCUGUCAACCAGGCUGGAGCACCCAUUGGAGAAAUUCCCUUCACUCGAACUGGUUUACUUGGAUUUGUGGGACCGGGAAGUCUUGUGUUUGUUGUUGGGAAGAUUGAGGGACUCCUGAUGGUGAGCGGUCGACGCCAUAAUGCUGAUGACCUGGUGGCUACUGCGCUAGCAGUGGAGCCUGUCAAAACAGUUUACAGAGGGAGGAUUGCUGUGUUCUCAGUGACAGUGUUUUAUGACGAGAGGAUAGUGAUUGUGGCAGAGCAGAGACCUGAUGCCAGUGAGGAAGACAGCUUCCAGUGGAUGAGUCGAGUUCUGCAAGCCAUCGACAGUAUCCACCAGGUUGGCCUUUACUGCCUCGCUCUUGUGCCAGCAAACACCCUCCCAAAGACACCACUUGGAGGCAUCCACAUCUAUGAAACCAAGCAGAACUUCUUGGAUGGAAACCUACACCCCUGCAAUAUCCUCAUGUGCCCACACACCUGUGUAACAAACAUGCCCAAGCCACGUCAGAAACUACCAGUGGAAGUUGGUCCAGCCUCUAUGCUAGUUGGAAAUUUGGUGGCGGGGAAGCGGGUUGCUCAGGCUACAGGAAGAGAGCUGGGUGUGGUGGAGGAUCAAGAUCUCAUUCGAAAGCACCAGUUCUUGUCUGAAGCUCUGCAAUGGAGAGCUCAAACUGACCCCGACCAUGUUCUCUAUGUGCUGCUCAAUGCCAAGGGGGUAGCAGUAUGCACAGCCACUUGUGCUCAGCUACACAAGAGGGCAGAGAAAAUCACGGCUACCCUGAUGGAAAGGGGAGGCAUUAACACAGGGGACAACGUGGUGCUGCUGUAUCCCCCAGGUAUUGACCUGAUAGCUGCCUUCUAUGGCUGCCUCUACGCAGGGGUCAUCCCUGUGACCGUGAGGCCGCCCCACCCACAGAACCUGGCUGCUACGCUCCCUACUGUCCGCAUGAUCAUUGAUGUGAGCAAAGCAUCUUGCAUCUUGACCACUCAGCCCCUCAUGAGGACCCUCAGGUCCAGGGAGGCUGCUGCCAGUGUCAAUGUCAAAACAUGGCCAACCAUCAUUGAUACAGAUGAUCUUCCUAGAAAGCGGCCUCCACAUAUCUAUAAACCUCCUACAGCUGAGAUGCUGGCCUACCUGGACUUCAGUGUGUCCACCACAGGCAUGUUGACUGGAGUCAAGAUGUCUCAUGCAGCUGUCAGCACUCUUUGCCGCUCCAUUAAGCUGCAGUGUGAGCUCUACUCCUCACGCCAAAUAGCCAUCUGCCUGGACCCAUACUGUGGCCUGGGCUUCGUCUUGUGGUGCCUCUCCAGUGUUUACUCAGGUCACCAGUCCAUCCUUAUUCCUCCCCUGGAGCUGGAGAUCUCGCUGCCUCUGUGGUUGAGCACACUCAGUCAGUACAAGAUCAGAGACACCUUCUGCUCCUACUCUGUCAUGGAGCUCUGCACCAAAGGCCUGGGCACACAGACUGAGAUGUUGAAGGCACGCGGUCUGAAUCUGUCAUGCGUGCGGAGCUGUGUGGUGAUCGCAGAGGAGCGGCCUCGUCUCUCUCUCACGCAGUCCUUUUCCAAGCUCUUCAAAGACAUCGGCCUGUCACCCCGAGCCGUCAGCACCGCCUUUGGCUCCAGGGUCAACCUGGCCAUCUGCCUGCAAGGCACUUCAGGACCAGACCCCUCUACUGUCUAUGUUGACAUGAAGUCCCUCCGGCAUGACAGGGUGAGGUUAGUAGAAAGGGGAGCGCCACAGAGUCUUCCACUCAUGGAGUCCGGCACUAUUCUGCCAGGUGUGAGGGUCAUCAUAGUCAACACAGAGACUAGAGGCCCACUGGGAGACUCGCAUCUUGGGGAGAUCUGGGUGAAUUCUCCUCACAGUGCCAGUGGCUACUACACCAUUUAUGGGGAGGAGAGUCUACAAGCAGAUCACUUCAACACCAGACUCAGUUUUGGAGAUCCUCAAACUCUGUGGGCCAGGACAGGAUAUCUUGGCUUCAUCAAAAGGACUGAGCUGCUGGAUGCAAGCAGAGAUCGCCAUGACGCCUUGUUUGUGGUGGGCUCUCUUGAUGAAACAUUGGAGCUGAGGGGCUUGCGUUACCACCCCAUCGACAUCGAGACGUCUGUGUCCCGAGCCCACCGCAGCAUUGCGGAGAGCGCUGUGUUUACAUGGACCAAUCUGCUGGUGGUGGUGGCGGAGCUUAGUGGCUCAGAGCAGGAGGCCUUGGACCUGGUGCCACUUGUCACCAACGUGGUCUUGGAGGAGCACCACCUAAUCGUCGGGGUGGUUGUCAUCGUGGACCCCGGGGUGAUCCCCAUCAAUUCCAGGGGAGAAAAGCAGAGGAUGCAUCUGCGAGACUCCUUCCUGGCGGACCAACUUGACCCUAUCUAUGUGGCCUACAACAUGUGAAUGACUUUCAGAAGUUGAUGCAGAAAACUGAGCCAGGUUCUGCCAACAGACAUGAGGGACAAAGAUGUGAGCAGUACGCCCCCCCCACCCAAUGUUAAGCCUCAGACACAUUCAAAAGACCAAACAAAGUGGGAAUGCGAGGACAGUACAACCACUGUAAUAACAACAUGCUUCCCUCUCAGAAACUGCUCUUUCUUUGCUUCCGCCUGCUCAACGGCUGCAGUCCAGGUUUAUCAACAUUUCUCAAACCAGGGAGGAUUUUCUCUCCUUAAAAGUGAACACGUCUCACCUGGAAGAAAUCUGAUCUUCACGUACUGUUUGCUCACCACUUCUCCCUCAGCUAUCCAAUUCACGUUUUUUUUAUUUUUUUUUAAAGCAUUUUUAAUUGCAUACUUUCCUCAAAGACAUACUUUCAUUCCUCCUUUCAUGCAUUUCUGUUUUCAUCUAGAACCAUACAUCUAUGUGUGUUUGCUUUGUUUUGUAACCCCUAUGUUCUUGAAGGCAGGGUGGUGCACUGGAACUUUCUAUUCCCCUUGCACUUUACGUUCUCACCACUGACUCCCCGUCCUGUCUCACCUGCCCCAAUGGGAGAACUCUUUGUCCCCCAGCCCCCCAGGAUUUUUUUUUUUCUUUUUUUUUUUCUUUUCUGCUGUCACAACAGCGAAUCUGCAUCAGUAUUAAAAGUGCCAGUAGUCAGUCCAGUCCGCGGCGGCAGUACUGGCUUACAACCUGCCCACCAGGUGCACAGUGGCUCUCACUUCCAACUACAUACUGUAUUUGCCUGUAGACGUGGUAUCGGCAUUCACUUAUUGCAAAAUGUCCUAAAAAUACACUUGAAUUACUUCUUGGUGCAAGAAAAGACAGACCAGCCUCAGAAACACACACACCUGGAUAGUUAAGAGACAUUCUUCAUUUUCAGUGAGUUAGAGUCACCGAGCUAUAUUGUCGGAAUGUGAUAGUACUAAUAAUUUUUUUAUAUAAAAGCACCAAUUUUCAGAACAGAAUUUGCAGCUAUACCUGAUGUUAAGGUGUGCUUGCUAAUUAAGAGUGCAGUUGAUGUCUUCUUGCAGGCUACAAGAAAACAAACAAAAAAAAAGAAAUAAAAAAACAAACUAACAAGCAAAGGAUUUGCAGUAGUGGAUUAGGUGGUUCUGAACAGCCAGGCCCCAGUUUGUGCCUCUUAUUAGUCACAGCUCAGGAAUAAAUACCAUGUAUUAUUUAGCCCACGUGUUAGAUAAUAGUUGAUGCUGUUCUGAAGACUUCUCAAAGAUUUUCUUUUAGCCAUCUGGAUGAAUAAACACUCUUAGUACAUGUGGAAAUUAAAAUGUGUCUACUUUAAUCCGACACCUUGGACAGAUCUUUGUAUAUCAGUUCACAUUUGGAUUAGAGUGCAUCUCCACCUGCAUCUUGAACGAAUGCUUGUGAUUGGACCUCACUUUCCUGCUUUCUAUGCAAAUAAACAGACUCCAUCACACACAGCCAGCUGUGAGCAACAAACAUCAGUGAGGCCUUCAUUCAGGCAUAAACAUGUUUCACAUCUCAUCCAUUUAAUAGCAUUACUUGAUUGACAUUCUAGUAGUUUAUGUAAUGGAUGCAAUGUAAGAAAAGUAAAGAAACCAAAUUAGGAGGUUUGUUUGAAAGCUCUGUAUGAGCAUGCUGAUAAAUGAUGAUAAAUUCUGCUGAUACCAGCUCUUAGAAGCAGGAAUAAUGGAAGCUUGGCUCCAGUUUCUCAGAACAAGGAGUAAUUGUUGGCCCCCCAAAACCUGCAGGAGGGAUCCGUAGCUUUAAUACUACACACACAGUUGUUUCCAUUCCUGCUGCAGAAAUUAACCAAACAAAGCACAGAAAGAUUUCAGUCCUGGUGGAAAUGCUUUUUUGUCACAUAUUUUUAAGACACUGCUGAAAGAUUGCGGCCUCUUAAGGCCCAGACCACUUCCUAGUGUAGCUCAUAGGAUCUCAAUGGGUCCAGAGUCCAUUCCCACCUGCACUUAGUGCUGCCGAUUUGUGAGCAGCUCACUAGAGAGUGCUGCUAGUGCAAGAACUAAAGAAACGGCAGUAACAUUUCCUCAUCCAAGAAGCUGUAAAUAAUCUGUAUAUAUUCCUAUAAUCUUGUAUUUUAUAUUAAGAUGUAAUCUUGAGAAAGGUGUUGAAGAGCUUUUUGUUGCGUUGGGGAAAAAAACAUUUUCAUCCAAAUGGUUAAGAGUUUUACAGAUUUGGAAAUGCUUUCAGAGGAGCUGUGUGUGUGUGUGUGUGUGUGUGUGGGCUGUCGAAUGACCUGGGUAUUUAUUCUCCAUUUAGAUCUGUUACACAGCUUUUACUCAACAGUAAUGGUAAUUUAUGAGAGGCACAAACUGAUGUUAGCAGAGCCGACAGAUUUAAUGAUCAUUUUGACAUUUGAUUCUUCAUUUUGAGAACAGCAGCUGACAAUAAUAAUAAUAAUAAUAAUAAUUAAAAAAAGCAAUUUAAGGUCCAUGACAAGCUGGUUCAAACAGUGAAAAAAGUAUGGAGGACUUAAGUUGCAUAUUUCCAGCUGAUAUCUGGUUUAACAGGACGAUUCGCUGUUUACUGGCUUUGAAUGAUGAGGUUCUGAAGUGAGCCUCUAGCUUUCUGUCUGCAUGUAGGUAAAAAAAACAAAAAACAAACUAAAAUCCAACAAUUUUCAUUUAAUGUCAGCGUGGAUUAGAUAAAUGACGAGCAUCAGAAGGCAGGUCAGUGCCUUUUACCUUUGAAAAAUUCAUAUUUAUAAACUAUUGAAUUAAGAAAACAGCAUUCACUGAGUGAGGAGAAAACUUUGCCUUAUCCAACCUGUGGAACUUCUCUAAUAUUAAUGCUUUUAAAGAACAGUUCCACCAAAUCUGCAUGAGAAAUGAGCUAUUAGUUUAUAAAGCAAACCACAAUAUGUUUUUCUUUUCUAGAGGAAGUGACUUUUUAAGUUAGUAAACAUACCUUUUUAUCAUCAAUAUUUUAGCCAAUUCUUUCUGAAUGUCUAACACUGAAAAAAAGAGAAUUAGAAACAAUCAACAAAUAAACCUGUGAAUUAAAAAUGGCAGAAUCGUCUUUUCAAAGGAAAAAAAACAACAACACAAGGGUAAAAAUGUCUGUAUACUGUACUUUAGAAGUCAAAUACUGUAUUACUGGUGUUACUGUGUACAUGGAGAUGAACUCUGUAGAUAAAAACUUGACUGAUCUUUCAUACUUGACAGCAUUUUUCUGCUUUUUUAUUUAAAUAGCAUCAUAUUACAAAAGAGACAUAACAGAUGAUCCGGGCAGAAAUGAUGUGCACUUUCCCAGUAUCAUUUUAUGUAUGUGUGUUUGUGUGGGGAACAUGUGUGUGUGUGUGUGUGUGUGUGUAUUCAGCUUAACAGUGACAUUUGGCUUUUAUGGUGCAACAAGUUUUGUCUUUUGUAAGAAAUUAAUCUCAAAAUAUCAAACUUUUUCCUUCGUUUUUUUUAUGUCGCCUCCACUGUAUUUUUACUCUUUCCAUCCAGAAUUGGGAUUUAAUAUAUUUUAUAGAGGUUUCAUCAAUAUUUUCUUGAUGUACUUUGCAUUUGGAGCUGUACAACUUCUGCAAAAAGCUGUUUUUUUUUUUGUUUUUUUUUAAAUUUAAAAGCAGCUUGACAAACAGUGCAACACAUCCAUAGAUGACUUCUCAUUCAGUGACAGACACUGAGGACAUGUAUGUGAGCCAGUAAGUUAGUUACUCAUGAAUAACGGUGUGAUAUUUGCUUUGUUGCUACUAUUUUAAUAAAGUUUUAUAAUUUCAUGCCGGCCUUCAAGCCUUUUCAAUAGACAUUGGUGCUAUUCAAUAAGGGACUGUUGACAGGUUUUCACUCUCCAAUGUCAAUACACAAAAGGUUUCUUCUUGGGUGCCCUUUAUGUUUGAAAUUAGUCAUUCUUUGUGCUGAUAUCUUUAAAAGUUUUUGCUUGCUGAAAUCUUAAAUAACUUGCUUUUCAUCAGCUCUGAGAUCUGAUGAAAAGCUUCCUAACGUGUGACUCAACAUGGACAAUGCAACCUGAUGUAUCCACUGUACCCGUCUGAAAUACACAUUUCAGUUUUCAGUGUGUGCUGUGACAAAAUUUCAAACCUCCAAGUUAUUCUAAGCACAAACUAACUGCACAUUUGAGGUAAUGAAAUUAGAAUCUUUCACACACAAGCUAACAUAACUCAAGGGUCCACACUGUAUACCUCAACAACUGUCUGUUCACUAUGCACCGUCGAGCUGCAGCAAAGACAUUCUGGACUAGUUAAUGGUGCGAUAACUCUUGACAACAUGUCUUAAUUGACAAAAACACUGUCACGCUGUCAUUGAAUGUGUUCAUGUCAACAAAUAAAAUACUUUGUCAGACUGUCA
This is a messenger RNA of Melanotaenia boesemani (Boeseman's rainbowfish), 9278 nucleotides long. RefSeq names its product disco-interacting protein 2 homolog Ba (gene dip2ba). The record is from RefSeq and is a predicted model, not a curated record. The coding region runs from base 175 to 4926 and encodes 1583 amino acids. Lineage: Eukaryota; Metazoa; Chordata; Actinopteri; Atheriniformes; Melanotaeniidae. The transcript is spliced from 39 exons.